CCCACCUCUGAGACGUCUGGCCCUGCCCCUGAGACCCUGUCAAGAUCCCUGGCUGGUUCCCUUGCCGAAGGAGAGUUUACCGUGGACUUCGAGAAGGUCUACAAGUACCUGUCCUCCUCGUCGUGUGGUAGCCGCUGCCCCGAGCUCUCCGCAGCUGAGGCAGCCGUGGUCCUCGACCUGAUCACAUCGCUCCCUGAGGAGCUGCCCCGCCUGCCCUGCGCGGCCCUCAUCAAGCAUAUGGAGGAGACAUACCGACGCCUGACGGCCCCCCAGCCCUGCCCCACUGCCGGGAGCCCACCGCCUGGGGCCCAGGACAUUGGGACUGGCUCCAAAGGGCCAGAGGGGCUUGGCCCGACCACUCCCCACGCCGGAGAGAAUGCGGGGCUCAGCGACCUGAGGCCAGCCUGGCGAGCAGCCGGGAUCUGCCCGCUGAACCCGUUCCUGGUGCCACUGGAGCUC
Molecule: messenger RNA, 459 nt
Organism: Tupaia belangeri chinensis (Chinese tree shrew)
Lineage: Eukaryota; Metazoa; Chordata; Mammalia; Scandentia; Tupaiidae
Product: snRNA-activating protein complex subunit 2-like
Exons: 2
Biological process (GO): snRNA transcription
Cellular component (GO): nuclear body
Molecular function (GO): RNA polymerase II general transcription initiation factor activity
Source: RefSeq, a predicted model, not a curated record